Acytostelium subglobosum LB1 is the source of this 630-nucleotide messenger RNA. RefSeq lists its product as hypothetical. The transcript has a single exon. Lineage: Eukaryota; Evosea; Eumycetozoa; Acytosteliales; Acytosteliaceae. The coding region runs from base 1 to 630 and encodes 209 amino acids. The record is from RefSeq and is a predicted model, not a curated record.
AUGAGGUUGAGAUUGAUGUCAGCAUUCCAUGCUCGAUCAUUCACCGAAGCAGACAAGGUCGCACUUCAAUCCUACUACAGUACACCAAUGAUCUAUAAGGAUCAACCAUUCUGUAAUACCGGUCUAUUAUCAACUGCUGAACAAUUCAAUGGUCUGUUCGAGAAGACUGCAACCAACAGUAACCAGGAGAAUAAGAAGAAAAAGAGCAAGAAGAGCAAGAAGAGCAGCAACAACAAGAACAAGGUCAAUGACAACAACAAUAACAACAACGAUACCAUCAACAACAAUGACGCCACCAUCAAAGAGAAUGAGAAGGCAAAUACCAACUCAAACAUCGAGGAUCAUGUCAGCGACCAAGUCAAUGACAAAGUCGACAAAGUCAACAAAGGCAACGACAAUGCCCCCAUCAAUAAGGACACCAACUACAAGGAAAAUGUCACUGUCAACUCAAACAUCGGCGAUCAUGUCAGAGGCCAAGUCAAAGACAAAGUCGACAAAGUCAACAAAGUCAACAACAGAGUCAAUGACCAAGACAAUGACGAAUGUUCCAAGAAGGAUUCGGUCAACCCAAACACCAACUCCAACUCUGGCCUCAACGAUCCAGACAAAACCGUGGCCAAUGUACAAUAG